AUGUGUCCACCUUAUUCCACACCCCUCCUACGCCCUUCUCCCAGCUCGCUCCCCUCGCAGGCUCCCGUUCAGUCUUCCGCCAUCGCCGCUCUCGCCACAGGUACCAAAUGCACGUACCCACCACACGAUUUUCAAGACCACCGAGAUUCCGUUGCUCCGCAGGUCGCACCUCGAGGAUCCGUCUCUCAGCACCUCGAUCCCCAUCCAUCUUCCAUCGAGCCACAGUCCCCUUCCUUCUCUCCCGGUGCGGCUCCGUCGCUCAUGGAGGCCGCGGGAGUGAACGCGUCGUUUGAAUCUUUCCCCAUCGCGGCCGACACGCACAUGUUUGCCGACGGGGAUUACGGCCUUGGUUUGCUAGACGACGCGUUUCACGGGCUCGAGACGUUUACGGACCUGUGCGACCUGCCGGGGCCAGCAGCCGGCGAAGUGAGCGAUGUAACAGACGGAGCGCCAUCUGCUCAAAAGCUUCACAGUGAACCUGAAGGUGAUGCUAACGGUGGGCUUCUUCGCGUCGCGGGCUACUGCGAGCCGCCUUGCGAGCCUCACGGUGUAACGAAUUCGUCGCAGCACGCUGGUUACCCCCCGCACGGUCUACCAGAAGCGACGCCGGCGAUGCUGCCGGCAACGCAUUACUCGGCGAUGCCGAUAUUGCCGCCCAACGCGUCGUCGACGCUGCCGGCCCAACAGCACGACGGCUGGAUGGCGCUGCUCGCGGCGGACCUUGGGCUUGCCGACGAGCAGCCGCUCGGAAACGGGUGCGCGAAUGGCGGCGCGGAGAGUAUGGAUGGCGAAGGAGUUGCGGUUUCCGCGGUUCAAUGCGGAGGAGCGCAGGGCGGAGCGGAAGGCGGAGUCGUGGGUAUACAAGGUGGCGUGAUCGCGGGAGAUGAGAAAGCGUACACGGAAAGCGCGAAGUUGGGUUCGUUGGCGCAAGGCGGGGUUGGCGGGAUUUUCCCCGUGUGCGGGGGUCAGGCGGAGGCGGGUGUUGGGGAGGGGGGGGGAGCAGGAUGGGGAGGAGUUGCGAAUGAAGGGACAUUGGGUGGUGGAGGGGUAGAUAUGUUGCAGCUGCAGCAUCAGCGGGAUGAAGAGCAGCAGCAGCAGAGCCAUGAGUCGGCGUCCGUGGGUUGGCGGGGAGGCAGCCUGAACGGCAGUUGUCUCAACGGCAGCAGCAGCCCCCAUGCGUGCCACUCUGGGAGCGAAGGCGAGGCGAUGAUGCAAGCGACGGUGGCGGGAGCGGAGGACGAGGAAGGCGCGGAUCAGCUGCAGCACGGACAGGAGAAACCGCAAGAGCAGUACCCGUACCAUAGCCAGGGAGAUCAGCAGCAGCAGCCGCAGACGCAGCAGCAGCAGCCACAACAACAACAGCCGCAAUGGCAGAUUCAGCAACCUUUGCUGCAGUUCUCUCGCGCGCACGCUGCCUCACCCUCUCCUCCUGCGGGCGAGCCCGCCUUCCCCCGAUGGACCUCUGCGCCCACGGUCCCCGCGCACAGCAGCGGCGCGCGCAAGGAACAUCACAGCUCCGCGUGCCCAUGCGGGCGCUGUGCGCCUGGUGCGCGCGGGGGAAAAUGCCCCGCGAGGGCUCAUUCCGCGCUGAUUUCUGGCGCAGGGGCGGGCGGCAGAGCGGGGACUGGGUCGGGAGCGGGAGCGGGAGUGGGGGCAGAGGUAGCUGGAUCAAGGGUCAAAGCACCUGCAGGUUAUUUCUCACCAAAAGUCGGUGCAGUUAGUGUGGGCCGGACUAGCCCUCCCAAGAAGCGGCAGCAGGUUCUUGUAGUGACUUCCGCCGCUGCUAAUCCUAUCCGUCGACCUAGAGAUUUGUCUCAGCGAUUGGCGGCUGUGAUUGACCGGAUUGCUGCUGCGGACUCGCUUGUCGACGGUGCCUUUAGUGCUGGUGGUGACGGUGAUAUUCCUCGCGCUGCUGCUGCUGCUGCUGCUGCUGCUGGUGCUGGUGGGGUUGGGGUUGUCAUGGGCGGUCCAACGUCGGCGCUGUCUCUCUGGGACCGCGUGCGACGCGAGGGUUUGAGUCGAAUCAGCAGCUCUGGGACGGUUUCCGCUGCACCUGCUGCUACCGCGUCUGCUGCGCUUUGCGUGGAUGACGGGCGGAGCUCUGGCGCGCUGCAGCGCGCAGCAGCAGGGGGGUUCCGUUUGGGGUCUGUGGGCGGGGAGCGGGACGGGAAGAUGGUGACUGGGAGAUGCGCAGGGGCAGGGACAGGGGCAGCAGGCGCUCACCACACGAGGAAGGGGGCAGCUAGGGGUGUGAUUAGUGGGGCUGGCAGGAUUGUUGGCAUGGGAGGAACGUGGAACGCGGGUUGUGUGGAUGGUGGUGCUGGCGAGUUGGAGCCGGUCGCGCUGACAGAGACGGGCAAGCGAGCCCUGUCUUUGGGUGGAUAUUGGCGCGGGUCUGGGCGAUUGGGUGGGGAGGAGGAGGAGGAGGAGGAGGAGGAGGAAGAGGAGGGAGAGGAAGAGGAGGAGGAGGAGGAGGAAGAGGCAGACGCGGUUGCUGAUGCAUACAGUAGCGGGCACGCUGGGGCUGUUGUGAAGAGGAACAACGGGAAGGACGUUUUUGGCAUGCUUUUCAACCGCGGCGGCGGCUGCCGCGGCGGCGACAGCGACUGCGACAGCAACGGCAACCGAAGGAGCCACAACAACAACAGCAGCAGCAGCGGCAGCGACAGCCUGGUAUCUGGGAUCAGCGGGAAGGCGGCAGUGGGGGCUGGCAUUUCAUCCCGCGCCCUCGCCCUGCCUGCACGGAGGCACUUCAGCAACGUGACCCACGCCGCACAUGCUGUUACCACCACCAGUGGUACCAUCACCACCCCCAACACCGGUAAUGACUCACCCCCUGCGGUCCCCGACGAAACAGCUGCUCCGGGGUCAUCCGCACUCGCGCUGCUCCCCUCUGCGGCCCACCGCGGCCUGUCCAAAAACGACCUCUUCCUGCGCCUGGCUGCCGGCGCCCGCACCUCCAGCCCUUCUCACGCCAACUCCCCCACUGCCCUCACCUUCCCCUCCGCCCUCACCUCCCCCUCCGCCCUCACCUCCCCCUCCGCCUCUGCCGCCUCCCCCUCCGCCUCCGCCUCCGCCUCGCCUCCCCGCAUGCAUCCCUCCCUCCCUGCUGCCAUCUCUGCCACCAUCUCGGCCUCCUCCCCCCCGCGCUUCUCCCUCGCUACCUCGAUGCCCAUGGCCAUACCCGCAGGAGCCAUUCAAAGGGCGAUAUAUCCGGAGCCCAUCUACAUAGGGUGUCCGUUGGAGUCGCGGGCGGGUGAGGCGGUGGUGAGGGAGGCGGCGGGGGUGUGGCAGCACGAGCCGAGCCUGGCGCCGGUGUCGUCCACUGCGCGGCUGCGCACUGUGGACCAGCUCACUGCACUUGCAGAGGCAUACGCUACUGAUGACUUGGCCAAGAUUCGGUUUCUGAAUCGCAAGCUGACAAAGAAAGCCGACCCGAUGGGCGACCCAUUGCAGCGCACAGUGCAUUACUUCCUGGAGGCGCUCUCUGCAAGGCAGGAGGGCCGAGGACUGGAGAUUUUCAGGCGACCCCUCGACAUCCCCAUGGAGGAGCUCUCUCAAGCCGUGCUGCUGCUGUGUCGAACAGUCCCCUUUGUGCACACGUGCCGGACCGUAAUCCACGAGGCGAUCCUCCACGCCCUCGCCACCGAACCCAUCUGCACCCACCUGCACAUCGUCGCCUUCGGCAUGUUCCCAGGAGACAACUGGAUGGGCCUGCUCCACUCGCUCCUCGACCUCCCCAACGGCCCGCCCCCCCGCAUCACCCUCACAGCCAUCGACGGUCCUACGAGCCCCGGGAAGAUCGCCAUGAAAGCAGCGCUGGCGGAUUUCUGGCUCAAGUUUCAGGCGACGGCUUCUGCGCUGGGGCUGAAUUUCGAGUUCCGGCGGCCGGGCGUGAGGAUGGAGACGCUGCGGCCGGGGAUGGUGCAGCGCGGAGGGGAGCCCGGGGAGUUGGUGGUGGUGACGUGUGCCAUGCACAUGCAGUUCCUGCCUGACGUGUCUGUGGUGCGGUCGAAUCAGCGCGACUCAGUGCUCCGAGCUGUGCACGCCCUGCGCCCAGCAGCCUUUGCUGUAGUUGACAUUGACGCUAAUUUCAACGGGCCCUUCUUCCUCUCGCGCUUCCGCGAAGCAGCUAUGUACUUCACCAACCUUCUCUCCUGCGUUGACGCCUCGGGGCUGCCGCGCUCCUCGCCCCGCCGCGCCCUCUUCGAGUCCUCCUACCUCGCCCGCGACAUUGUCAAUGUUAUUGCGUGCGAGGGCCUCGACCGUAUGGUCCGGCCCGAACGUGUGGAGCAGUGGCAGGCCCGGUUGGAAAGGCUCGGAUUUUUUCCCCGAGCCGUGUCGCCGAACCUUGUGGACAAGAUUUUGGAUCUGGCGCCGUUUCGGGUGGGGGGCAAGAGAAGAGGAAUGGGUGGUGCUGGUGGUUUCGGUGGGAACGGAGGCGAGGUGGGGUAUGAUGUGAAGGAGAAAGGGCACACGGUGCAGAUCACGUGGAAUGGGGAAAGGAUUAUAUGGGCUGGCCUCUGGUGUGCUGCUCCACAGAUGAAUGGGGCGAGCUGCCGCCCUAUGGUCUUCCUCACACCAUACUCCCUCCUCAAGCUAGCCGUUGCGGCGGUAAUCGCGGUCACCGCGGGGCGCGCCGUGUUUGGCGCCGUGGUCGGCGCGGUCCUGCACCCAGAGGUGCUGCUGCGCGCGAGCUGGCUGCUCGUGGUGUGGCCGUGGCCUGCGGCGGCGCUGCUAGCGGCGUGGACGGUGACGACGGCGGCGGCGGGAGGCGGGAAGAAGCAGCCGCUGUGGAAGCAGGUGGGCGUGCUGCUCGGCGCGCUUACGUGGCUCAUCCUGGUGCCCUGCGGAGCGUUUCAGGGCUAUCUGGACGGGUGGCGGGUGAGUCUAUGCGUGCUGUACGCGGUGUUCUUCAGCGCAUCAGCCAUCGUGCGCCUGCAGCUGUACGGGGACCUCGCACCCCCCAGCAAGGACCAGCAGCAGGCCACCGCCACCAGCCGCACAGCCCAGGUUCUCUUCGUGCUGUCAGUGGUGGGCGGCCAUUGGUACGCAGCCUUUGAGUCCGCAUCCCGCGCUGCCCUCCUCGCCGUCUCCACCGCCGCCACAGCAGCCACAGCCUCUGCCGGCGCAUCAGCAGCAUCAGCAUCCGUGGUCGCCGCUCCGUUUGCAGCGGCGCUGGACCCGUGGGCGUCGCGCGUGGCACCGGUGCUGCUGGUGCUCGCGCUCUGGCUGCACUGGGACGCGGCCUUCUUCCUGGGAAAGUACUUUGACCGCCUCGUCGUGCCCAAGGCCGUGGUCAUGGUGGGCCCGUACCGCUCGCUGCGCCACCCGCUCUACGCCUCCUACCUGCUGCUCUUCUGCGCCUUCUGCCUCUCCCUGCACAGUAGUGUCAUGGCUGCCGUUUCCCCAGUUGCCAUAUCCCCCUUUCUUGGUCGCCUGUGGACCCUGGCUACAAGGCGUUGCCCUUCCUCUUCAUUCCCUCGCUGCUCUACCACCUUCCGUCCCCGUCCACUGUCAUUUCACCACAAUCGACCGUCCCUUCUCCUCCCCUCCCCUCUCUCUCCCUCCCCCUCACCCCUCCCUCGCCCUCGCAGCUACAAGGCAAUGCUCUUCCUCUUCACAGCAUCGCUCCUCUACUACCGGGCGCGCAUCACCCUAGAGGAGAGCAUGCUGCUCAAGGCCUUCCCGGAGUACAAGCAGUACAGCCAGCGCGUGCCCUACAGGAUGCUGCCCUACGUGUACUGA
Closterium sp. Naga37s-1 is the source of this 5748-nucleotide messenger RNA. NCBI's taxonomy places the organism in Eukaryota, Viridiplantae, Streptophyta, Zygnematophyceae, Desmidiales, Closteriaceae. The record is from the annotation of a GenBank genome assembly.